Molecule: messenger RNA, 1786 nt
Organism: Nanorana parkeri
Lineage: Eukaryota; Metazoa; Chordata; Amphibia; Anura; Dicroglossidae
Gene: SCARB1
Product: scavenger receptor class B member 1
Exons: 12
Coding region: 156-1667 (503 amino acids)
Biological process (GO): cholesterol import; cholesterol efflux; plasma lipoprotein particle clearance
Cellular component (GO): cytoplasm; caveola
Molecular function (GO): low-density lipoprotein particle binding; lipid binding; scavenger receptor activity
Source: RefSeq, a predicted model, not a curated record
GUUGCAGAGUGGGGUGAGUUUGGGUAAGCUGUUUUGGGGCGGGCCUAUACCUGCCCCUUGGAAUAAAACCGGCUGAGAGGAUGUCUUCCGUGCUGGAGAAGGAGGAGCACACUUCUCAGCUGGAGAGCCGGGGCACAGGUCCACUCUGACAAACCAUGGCGAGUCCCAAUAAUACUAAUAAUAAGAAGUCCAUCAUCGUGGGACUGGUCGGCCUGCUGCUGGUGGCCCUCGGGGCCGUGUUGGUCUUUAUAGUCCCGGUUAUCAUGAAGCAACAAGUGGAAAAGAAUGUCAGGAUAGAUCCUAGCAGUGGGUUUGCUUAUGAAAUGUGGAAAGAUCUUCCAGUACCCUUCUUCAUGUCCAUCUACAUAUUUGAAGUAGUGAACCAUAAAGAAGUCCUUUUGGGAGAAAAGCCUCGGGUUGAGGAGCGUGGACCUUAUGUUUACAGGGAACGCAAACAGAAAUUUAACAUCACCUUUAAUGAAAAUGGAACAGUCUCAUUUGUGGAGAAUCGAAUUCUCCAUUUUGAUCCUGAUAAAUCUGCAGGAAGUGAAGAACAAUAUAUUAUAUUUCCAAACAUUCUUGUCCUGGUUCCAUCAUUGAUGAUGAAAGAUUCAGGAAGCUUCAUGAAAUGGGUCCUCAGUGGAGCAUUCGCAGGUUUUGGCCAAGAUGCCUUCAUUAACAAAACUGUUAAAGAGCUUUUGUGGGGAUACAGUGACCCAUUUCUAGAUUUCAUGAAUACACUUCUCCCUGGAAAACUUCCAUUCAAAGGGAAGUUUGGCUUGUUUGCAGAUUUCAAUAACACAAACUCUGGUAUUUUUACGGUAAACACUGGAGUAAAAGACAUCAGUCAAGUCCAAAUGGUAGACACAUGGAAUGGACUAAGCAAGGUUAAUUUCUGGAAUUCUGAGCAAGCCAAUAUGAUUAAUGGAACUGCUGGUCAAAUGUGGCCACCUUUUCGGACACCUGCCCAGCCUCUGGAGUUCUACAGUCCAGAUGCCUGCAGGUCUCUGACAUUGGUUUACGAGAAAGAAGAGUCUUUCAGAGGUAUCCCAACCUAUCGGUACACUGCACCCGGCUAUCUGUUUGCAAAUGGUUCAGACUAUCCUCCCAAUGAAGGGUUUUGCCCAUGCACGGCGUCUGGUAUAAUGAACGUCAGUUCCUGCCGGGCUGGUGCUCCCAUGUUUCUGUCUUUUCCUCACUUCUACAAAGCGGAUCCUGGAUUUGUGAAUGCUGUGGAUGGACUACACCCAAGUGAAAAGCUGCAUUCCCUAUUCCUAGAUCUGCACCCUCUUACAGGAAUCCCCAUGAAUUGUUCAAUCAAGAUGCAGAUAAGCAUAUUAGCAAUGGGUGUUAGUGGAAUUGUACAAACUGGAAAUAUUAAGCCUGCAAUCCUUCCACUCCUGUGGUUUGAAGAGAGUGGGUUUAUUGAUGGUCCUGUGUAUAAUACAUACUACAGCACCCUGGUUGUGCUCCCUAUGGUCAUGGAAUAUCUGCAGUACAUCCUCAUCGCCUUGGGACUCUGUUUUAUUCUCGUAGCUGCAGUCCUUCCAUUUGUUAAACAGAAACAGGAAAAUAUCUUGCAACAUACAGGUGAAACAACGGAAUCUGAUCAAGAUAAUGAAGCUGCAAAACUUCUUAAAGCACCAGAUCUUUCACCUCAAACCUGAUAUUGCCUUGCCUACUUUAAUGGGUCCUCUGAGUCCCCUUUUGAGGGGAAAAACUUUAAUCACUUAAGCUACAUGCUUGAUUCCAGUUGUCACUAGUUAAGAGGCAUGAGGUGUCUGCA